AGCACAUGUUUUUUGUAUAAUUUUUGAAAAAACAAAAAUUUAGAAAAAAAGAUGUUUAAACGUCAAAUUUUGUUAAUUUUUAAUCGAAAUUUGAUACAUUGUUCACCAAUAUUAUCGAGAUCAAUAGCAUCAUUGAAUCCGGCAAUCAGUGGAAAUCAUGAUGGCCGACAGAAAAAACCAUCAUCAUCAUCAACAUCAACAUCAAAACAUUUAUAUCGAAAUCUAUUCGAUUGGCAUAAUCAUAUUGAUCUAGUCAAAUUAUUGUCUAAAAAUAUUGUCUACAAUGAUUAUGGUUUGAUAGCCAUUUCAAAACCAUGGGGAUUAGGCAUACAUAAAUCGGCUAAUAAUGAAAUUUAUUGUAAAAAUCCAUCAUCUGCUGAACAAAUGUUGAAUAGUAAAAUUUUUGGUCAACCAAAAUAUUCUGUUGCCGAUGUUUUGGAUUUACUUGGACAAUUUAUGCAUCUUAAUAAUCGAUUACAUAUAAUUAAAGCAUUAGAUCGUCGUUGGUCUGGUCUAUUAUUAUUAUCCGAAAAUCAAAUGAUUGAAAAAUUCGUUUUGAAAUCAAUACGUCGUGCAAAAACACAGCUAUUGCCACCAAUGCAUUUCUAUUGUAUUGUAAAUGGUUUGAUUCCAAACAUUCAAAUCGGUCAUUGGUAUGAAGAACGUUGUGGUAUUCGUUUAACUGAAAUCGAUGAAUUAGGCAAAUCAAAAGAACCAAUCUAUGUACCACCGAAUGAUAUGACCAGAAAUAUUCGUAAAGCUGGUGCAAAUCGUGAUAAUAAAUAUGUAUUGGGUCCGGUAAAACCAGCAACAAUCAAAUAUCGUGUAUUGGCACAAAACACAGAUCUAGCUGUAUCAUUAAUUGAUCUACAUACAACGACCACAAAAUGGUCUGCAAUACAAUGUUUUCUUGCAUAUAAAACAUCAUUUAUAUUGGGUGAUACAUUUUUUUCAUAUCGGGUUAAACAUAUACUAGGACAACAUAUUACAAUGGCAACGUUGAAACAGAAACGUUUAGAAAAUUGGCGUCAUAUUGAUCAAUCAUUUGAGCCAUUAUCUAGGCAGGUUUGUCAAAAAUUAGGUGUACGCAGUAAUCGUGAAAUACCAUUAAUGAUACAUCAUUAUGGUCUAAUAUUACCACAAUUAUUACGGCCAAUACGACAUUUACGGAAAAAAUCCAAUCAAUCAAUCGAUGCUGAUGAUGAUGAUGUUGAUCAAUUAAAACAAUUGGACAGAACCAAUAACAUCAGCAUACAAACUGAUGAUGGUGAUAAUGAUGAUCUUAUUAUUGAAACAAAUGUCAAUCAUUUACCUGGACAUUUUUAUCGUACACUUGAUCGUUUAGAUUUGAAUAUUUUUUCAUCAUAAUAAUUUUUUAAUCAUUUUUUUUUUUCAUUGAAUAAAAUUAUCAUCAUUGUU
Molecule: messenger RNA, 1419 nt
Organism: Dermatophagoides farinae (American house dust mite)
Lineage: Eukaryota; Metazoa; Arthropoda; Arachnida; Sarcoptiformes; Pyroglyphidae
Product: mitochondrial mRNA pseudouridine synthase RPUSD3
Biological process (GO): pseudouridine synthesis
Molecular function (GO): pseudouridine synthase activity; RNA binding
Source: RefSeq, a predicted model, not a curated record